GGCGGCGGGGGUCCGCUGCCUGGCAAUAGGUCCCCCGGCCGGGGAACCCCCCGCUGGGGGACCUAUUGACGUCUCUGAGCGGCCGGCGGCCGCUCCGUGUGCUGCGCCGCGUGGUGCUGCUGCGGUAGAGGACGCUACGCACCGGAUGGACCCCCCCCCAGUGGCCCUGCUGAAGCGGGCGGGGGCCGUCCCCCUGGGGGGCCCCAACACCAGCGAGCUUUGCAUGUGGUCCGAGUCCCACCACCACGUGGACGGCAUCCCCCGGGACCCCCACCACCUGGAGAGGGUCCCGGGGGGCAGCUCAGUUAAUAUAGCAGGGCUGAAGGCUGAGAGAAGAAGCCCUGGAAGCUGUCAGAGAGGAGCCAUGGACACUGUCUCUGAACCGGACCCUGGACUCACGAUGGAACCUGAGGACAAGUCUUUUGACCCGAGGAAGACCAGCCACAGAAGAUUUGCCCUAAAGUCCUGCAACAUUGUCUUGCUGAUAUUCGGACUGCUGAGUAUUCUCUUGGUCUCCAUGCAGUUCAGUUCAGUGAUGCCCACGGAAGAGGAGGAGGAGGCCCCCAGCAUCACAGAGUUCCACUCCUCUACCCACGUGUUGCCCGUGGGCCAAACGGCCCGCUACACCUGCCACGCCGGCGGCACGCCGGAGCCCACAGUAGAGUGGCUCCACAACGGCAGGCCCCUGGAGAGGAACAGCACAGUCAACCAAUCAGAGGCCUGGGUGGAGAGGGGCUUCCUCUUCGUCAGAGGUGGGAGGUACGGCGUGAACACGGUCUGCUGCAUGGCGAGCAACAGCGCUGGCACGGCCAAUCACAGCGCUGAGCUGCUUGUCUUUGAGCGCAGGAGAACAGUACUAGUGAUGAUGAUGAUGAUGAGGAUGAAGAGCGGUUCAGCAGCUCAUCAUGUCUGGUUCUCCCUCAGAUGCCUGUGACCUCACACUGGACCCCAACACGGCCCACA
Molecule: messenger RNA, 963 nt
Organism: Gadus macrocephalus (Pacific cod)
Lineage: Eukaryota; Metazoa; Chordata; Actinopteri; Gadiformes; Gadidae
Exons: 6
Coding region: 146-934 (262 amino acids)
Source: RefSeq, a predicted model, not a curated record